This is a messenger RNA of Talaromyces atroroseus, 1164 nucleotides long. RefSeq lists its product as hypothetical. Gene Ontology annotation, biological process: DNA repair; meiotic DNA recombinase assembly; reciprocal meiotic recombination. NCBI's taxonomy places the organism in Eukaryota, Fungi, Ascomycota, Eurotiomycetes, Eurotiales, Trichocomaceae. Gene Ontology annotation, cellular component: Rad51B-Rad51C-Rad51D-XRCC2 complex; Rad51C-XRCC3 complex; replication fork. Gene Ontology annotation, molecular function: ATP-dependent DNA damage sensor activity; four-way junction DNA binding; ATP binding. The transcript has 5 exons. Bases 1 to 1164 code for a protein of 387 amino acids. The record is from RefSeq and is a predicted model, not a curated record.
AUGACCGACUAUGACUUCCUGACCGAGCCCGGAAUACCGCGAGUCUCCUCCAUCUCCGCCUCACAGGCGCUUCGAGCAUCGUCGUCGCUGUUGUCGACUCCAUACCCUUUCCCCGCUGUGCCUGCACCACUCCCAACCGGCCUAGAUCGACUGGAUGAUGCAUUGCGCACCGCCACAGCUGCUGCCACGGACUAUGCGGCCAGUCCUGCUCGUUCUGGCCACGGGCCAUCAGCAGGCGGGAUUCCCAGAGGGAGCAUCACUGAAAUAUAUGGUCCGCCGGGGGUAGGCAAGACUGCCGUUUCGCUCAAUAUAGCAGCGACGACUCUAGUGGCAGGAGAGGACGAGAAGGUAGUAUGGAUUGACACCGGCUCGCCAAUCCCCACACUCCGACUCAAAGAGCUCUUAACGAGCAAACUCAUGCUACAAUCGAACGACUACUCCAUUGACAAAAGACUAAGCGAGUGCAUGAAUCGGUUCCAUCACAUACGCGCACCCACACUACCCCAUCUCCUCUCUCUAUUCGCACAUCCACCACCCAACUUCCCUGCAGAGGGCACAAGUCUGCUCAUCGUCGACUCCAUCUCUGCGCCAUUCCAAUCCUACUUCCCCAACUCCACCGAACUCCGGUCCCGCCUACAAACACAGGGGCAGGGACAUGCACAAGGAACCGAGAACCAACAAAAACAAGCCACGCAAUGGCUCCUAAACCGCAAAUGGAAUGUAAUAAGCGACAUGGCCAACAAAUUAGUCAAACUAGCCACUACCACUACCACUGGCGCUACUACAAACCGGCCAAAAAUGGCCAUCAUCCUCCUAAACCAGACACAUACCAAAAUCAAGGGCCAGCCGCGUCCGACGCUCUACCCGGCUGUGGGCGGCGGCCAGUCGUGGGAGAAUUGCGUGCAGACAAGGAUUGUAUUGUAUCGAGAUUGGUGGUCUGGCAGUUCCGAAUCGAGCAAAGUAGGCGGAUUGCGAGAGCUGCGCAGUACCCAGCAAGAGCAACAAUCCAUACCACGGUCUACGCCUAUACUGAGCGUGCGAAAACGCAAGGUUGAUGAAGUCGCGGACAGCGAAGAUGACAAUGUUGAAGAUGAUGACAGCGAAUUCGUAGAUGGCAACGAAGACGAUUUCCAGUGGGAUAAUGCAGUUGAUACUGGAAGCUAA